AUGGCGGGGGCGCCGGGGGAGGCGGCGGCGCCGGCGGCGCGGCUGCAGCAGCUGUACCGGGGGCUCCUGGCGCCGCUGCGCCUGGCCCCCGCGCCGCCCGGCCCCGCGCCGCCCGCCGGCCCCGCGCCCCCCGCCGCCCCGCCGCCCGGGGGGCUGGAGGCGGAGCUGUGGCGGCGCCUGGCGGCGGUGCGCGGGGAGGCGGCCGGGCCGGCGCGGCAGGCGCUGGCGGCGCUGGUGCUGGCCGAGGCGGGGCGGGCCUGGGCCGAGGCGGGCGCGGCGCCCCCGGAGCCGGCGCUGAGCCCCGCGCAGAACCGGGCGCUGCGGCACCGCCUGGCGCGCUACCUGGGGCUGGCGGCCCGGCGCCUCCUGGGCCACUACCUGCGGCGGGCGGCCCCGCGGCCCCGGCCCGCGCUCCCCGAGGCCGCCCGGCUCCAGGCGCUGGCCGCGCAGCUGGCCCUGGACUGCGCCCGCCUGCUGGACGCCCGUGCCGUGCGGCACCGCCUCGUCACCCACCUGAGGGCCUCCCGGGCCCGCCACGGCCGGCCGGACCGGGGCCGGGCAGCCCCCACGGCCUGGCCCCGCCGCGUCCCCCGCGGCCGCCUGGGCCUCACCAUCCACCAGCUCAUCCGGCUGAGCGAGCCCCAGCGCCCCCAGCCCUGGCGCCGCGUGGCCCGGGAGCUGCAGGAGCUGGCCACCAUCCCGCCGCUGGACCUGGGCCGCGCCUACGCGCUGCUGCCGGCGGCGCUGGGCAGCGCGGAGCUCCGCGGGCGGCGUCAGCCCAGCACGGCGGGCACCACGCCCCGUCCGGCUGCCCCCCGGCAGCCCCCGCGCCUGGCCCGGAGCCGCUCGCUGCCCAGCCUGCGGGACGGCCAGCGGCUGACGGACGAGCUGGGCCUGCACCUGGCGCCGCGGCCGCUCACGCCCAUCGUGUCCCACAACCCGCUGGAGCGCCGGCCCCCCACGCCCCGGCGGGAGCUGGCGCUCCUCACCCGCGACCUGCACCGGCUGAGCCACCGGCCUCGGCACCGCCGGGGCAGGGACAUGGAGGACGCGGAAAUACCGCCCCUGCUGGCUGCGCUGACGCGGCGCCCGGCCGACGAGGACCGGCUGCAGCAGCUGCAGGGCACGCUGGCCCGGCUGGAGGCCGAGGAGGCGGCCGAGCGGCAGCGCCGGAGGCAGGCCGCCGUAUCUGUGCCACCCACCACCCACGGAGGCCUGCGUCCCAGCCUGGAGGCUCAGCCGGCCCCCCCGCAGCUGCCGGGCUGGGUCCCCGCAGACCUGCUGCGGUAUGGCCCCCUCUACAACGACAUGCUGGGGGAGAUCGACGCCGCGACAGUGCAGCGGCUGGACGCCGACCUGGUUGCUGGGACCGAGGAGCGGGAGAUCUACGCCGAGCUGAUGAAGGACCUGUUCUCCCAGCCGCCGAGCUUCGACCUGGGGCCCGUGGUGGCGCCGGCCCCCCCUGGCCUGGACCUGAGUGGCUACCUGGCCUCCCGAACGCUGAGCCGGUGCAAGGAGGAGCAGGUGGUGAACACGGAGCUGAGCCGUGUCCUGGCCGACGGGGCCCUGAGCCCCGAGGGUGUACCCGCCCUGGAGCCUACACUGCAGCACACCGGGGCCUGGCGCCAGUGGUGGGAGAGCACGGUGCUGCCCGAUGAGUACUUGAAGUUCCUCGCUGUCCAGGACUCCGACUUCCUGCAUGUCGUCUUCCAGCUGUACGACAGCAAGUCAUGCCCACUGCCCUCCCUGGAGCCAGCACCGUGGGCCCCCACGUCCCCACUGCCGCUGCGGCGGGAGCCCACGCGCCACACUCCCAUCGCCCAGCCAGAGGAGCACGUGCCCGGGCUGUGGGAUGCCACCUCUGCCCUAGUGGACCAGAGCCAGGAGUGCCAGCCUGAGGACCUGGGGCCACUGCAGAGGCGCUUAGAGCGGCUCUGGACCGCGCUACGCUUCCCCGACCGGGAGAAGCUGGACAUGGCUGUCAAAUACAGCUCUGGCCGGGCCCGUACCCAGCUCCCAGCCGCGCUGGAUGUGUGGGAGCAGGCGGCCAAGGCCAUCCAGGAGCGGGAGCUGCUUCUGGCCGAGCUGGAGGCCCUGGAGCAAGCCGCUUCUGAUCCCAACCGCUUCUUUGCACGGGUGCCCGCCGCCUUUGUGGCCCGUGCCUGGGAGGCCCGUAUGCGGAGCCGGCUGCAAGCCGCCAUGGCUCCGCACGAGGCUGAGCUCAGAGCCCUCCUGCCCCGCAUCCGGCGACGCUUUGGGGACACAGUGACCUACCGGGGCCGGCCCUACCUGGAGAAGCUGCGGUGGGACAAGGUGGAGAUGCUGUACUGGCUGCAGCAGGAGCGCCGUGCCCGCUGCCUGGGCCGGGGGGGCCGGCUGCCCAGGCUCCCGCCCCUGGCGCAGGUGGGUGGAGGCACCAUGCUCCCUCCUUCGCCGCAGUGACAGGGGCAACUGGGCCAGAGAUGUUGUUGGUUGGCGUCCCUAAAGCCUGCUGGGCACAUGCCAAACUGUCAAUAAAUGCACUGAAAAUGCCAA
This is a messenger RNA of Alligator mississippiensis (American alligator), 2535 nucleotides long. RefSeq names its product coiled-coil domain containing 87 (gene CCDC87). NCBI's taxonomy places the organism in Eukaryota, Metazoa, Chordata, Crocodylia, Alligatoridae. The coding region runs from base 1 to 2442 and encodes 813 amino acids. The transcript has a single exon. The record is from RefSeq and is a predicted model, not a curated record.